This is a messenger RNA of Hydra vulgaris (swiftwater hydra), 1664 nucleotides long. Its product is annotated as acidic fibroblast growth factor intracellular-binding protein. The record is from RefSeq and is a predicted model, not a curated record. Lineage: Eukaryota; Metazoa; Cnidaria; Hydrozoa; Anthoathecata; Hydridae. Gene Ontology annotation, cellular component: nucleus.
AUUUUGUAUAAUUCAGGGUAAUUUAAAUGGCAAAUAUAAACAUUAUUGUAUGUUUAAAAAAUUGAUGGAAAAUUUGUAUGAACUUUUGAAUCUUUCUGAGGAAGCUUCUGUUGAGGAAAUAAAGAGACAUUGUCAGCAACUUUUAUUGCAGACUCACCCUGAUAAAAAUAAAGAUUCUGUUGACACAACUCUUUUUAUUAAAGUUCAAAAAGCAAGAGAAAUAUUAUUGGAUCCUCAUUGUAGGGCAAAAUACAAUAAAACUCUAAAAGAAAAUCGUUUGCAAAAUUCUCAAAAGAUUUUGUUUGACAAAGUUUAUGAUGAUGACUUGAAUGUUAAUGAAGUAACUGGAGAAUUUUUUCUUGAUUGUCGAUGUGGUGGUUUGUAUACUGUUCUUGAAUCAGAUAUAUAUGGUAUUAUUGAUAUUCCUUGUACCAACUGUACACUUUUUUUGAGAGUUACAAAGCAAAGCACUCAUAAAGCUUACCACAAAACAGAUUUUAUAUCGAUGGCAGAAUAUUUAUUUUAAAAAUGGAUGAGUUCUCUGUGUGCUUUACCAGCCCGCUUUGUGUUGACAUGUUAUUAUUUACUGAAUGGCUUUCAGGGGCAGAUGAUAUUGAUGCUGCAAAAGUACUUAGUUCAUCUCUUCAACCAUGUCUUGGAAACAUGUCAACAGCUGUUUUAUUACAAGAAGUGAAAGAACAAUAUGUAUUGUUCUCUUAUCUCCAGCAAUAUUUAUUUUCUCCUCAGUUAUUAAAAGCACCAAACUUUGCUGCUCUUUCACCAGAGACUAAAGACAAGCUAGUUUCAAGUUAUUAUGAGUUUGACAAGCCUGUGAUACGAGAAAUUCUUGGCAAGAAAAUGAACUCAAAGCUAAGGAAAGAUAUGGAUGAAGUCAGUGAAAAAACACAAGUAUCUCUCAAAAGUUGCCAGAGACAGUUUGACAAUAUCAAGAACAUUUUGAAAACUUUCGAUGAUGUUGAAGGCAAUAUUAAAGGUGUUCUUACAACACUGUUUCAUUUCUCCGACAUUCUUGUGAAAAAAUAUAUCCCAUUGAUAUAUGUGUUUAUAUUUCGGUUUGAAACCUCCAAGAAAAGGUUACAGUAUUUAUCAUAUGAUGACAUUAUUAUCUGCACAGAGCAUAUUAUUGAGCAAUGGACAACAGAUUCUACUUUGUCAGGAGAUAAAUUAUUUGAUGCUGAUGAUAUUGAUCGAAGUUUUUUUGAGGAUUUAAGAGAACUGAGGAAUUUGGUUUUGGAAAAAGACUUUAUGGAUCAACAUAAAAGCUAUCUGUUUGCACGACUUGAGAGAAAACUCACUUUUUCACAUUUUGCAAAAGGAAUUGAUGCUGUUUUUCGCUUGGUCUAUCGUAAUUUGUUUACAUUGGGUGCAAAUCUUUUUCAGACCAAAGACUUUAGAAAUUUCUUCAAUGAUUUUGUUGAAAAGGUGACUGAUCCAGUCAAGCAAGCAAAUUGGACCCUAAAAGAAUUAGAUGUAUUCUUGACUGAACUGUUGCAUUCAUGGGGAGAUAUUAAAGACCAAUCAUCAAUGCGAAGAUUUGACGCCGUGUAUCUUCGUUACUUAGAAGUGGCACGUAAAUGCAUAUUGCAAAUUUAUCAUUAACAAAGAUUGAAUUAUCAUGAAUGAGAUUAUGAAAAACGAAAUGA